Andrographis paniculata is the source of this 1404-nucleotide messenger RNA. Its product is annotated as bZIP transcription factor 44-like. The record is from RefSeq and is a predicted model, not a curated record. Gene Ontology annotation, biological process: positive regulation of DNA-templated transcription. The transcript has a single exon. The coding region runs from base 591 to 1088 and encodes 165 amino acids. NCBI's taxonomy places the organism in Eukaryota, Viridiplantae, Streptophyta, Magnoliopsida, Lamiales, Acanthaceae. Gene Ontology annotation, cellular component: nucleus. Gene Ontology annotation, molecular function: transcription cis-regulatory region binding; DNA-binding transcription factor activity.
CUCACCUUCCCCACCAUUUUCCUACUUUGAUUUUUCUUGAAAAAAUAGUUUGCCCCCAUUAAAAUAUUGCUGAUUCCUCUGUUUUUUUUUUUAAUAUUUUCUCACUUUCUUGCCCACCAUUUCCUGCUAUAAAUCAGACCUUUCUCCUACCUCAUAAACCUCUUUCUCUUCUCCCUUCUUGCCUCCCUAUAGGAUUUGGGUGUAGUUCUUCUUUAGCUCUCUGCUGUUGCUCCAAUUCUUGUUUUCUUCUUUCUGAUCUUUUGCCUGUUUCUGGGCUUAAUUUCGAAUUUCCUUUAAAGAAGCUUUUUUGUUUGUUUGUGGAAUAGAUUCAUGCUGCGGAAAUUAAUGUUCUUGAUGUAUGAAAUUCAUGUCUCCUGUGCUCAGUGAAAUUCUCAGAUCUGGUUUUAUGAUUGGAUCAUCUCUCCGGCGUGGGGCUCAUCUUGUUCAAUCCUUCUCAGUCGUCUUCCUCUACUGGUUUUACGUUUUUUCAUAAUCAACUCAACCAAACAGAGCCUUAAAUAACUGCAACUUAUAUAUUUAUACACGUAUCUGUAAUAAAUUAAUAAGAAAUCUCACCGGAGAAAUUAGCAAUGGCUUCAUCGAGCGGCAAUUACUCGUCCGGCUCUCCGGCGCCGGUCCAGAACUCCGGUUCCGACGAAGAUCUGCAGAGUCUGAUGGACCAGAGGAAGAGGAAGCGUAUGCAAUCGAAUCGCGAAUCUGCGAGGCGGUCGAGGCUGAGGAAGCAGAAGCAUCUGGACGAUCUGGCAGCUCAGGUCGCGCAGCUCAGGGACGAGAAUCAACAGAUUCUGACAUCUGUGAACCUCACCACGCAGCACUACGUCAAUGUCGAGGCUGAGAAUUCAGUCCUCAAGGCGCAGAUGAUGGAGCUCUCUCACCGACUCCAAUCGCUCAACGAAAUCCUCAAUUUCAUCAAUUCCUCCACCGCCGCCGGAGGCUGUAUGUUCGAGGCGGAGGAGUUUCAGCACCACCAGGGCUUCGCCGAUGGCUUCCUGAACGGAAAUCAAUGGAACUUGAUGGGGAUUAAUCAGCAUCCGAUCACCGCCUCAGCUGAGAUGUUUGAUUUUUGAGAGAUUUGGGAAUUUAGGGUUCCUCAAUCGUCAAUAUCUUCUUAUUUUAGUGGAAUUGCUGUUAUUUGAAAAAAAUAAAAAUUAAAAAAUAAUUAUUUAGUUCAAUCAGGUCAGGGGUGAACUAUGUAGAAUUAUUGGUCAUUAUUUUAUGGCUUGAUUUGGUAUUAAAUUAUUAAUUAAUUAAUUCGCCAAAUGGUGUACUGACCUCAGCUGUCUGUCUUCUUGGUUGUGUAAGGGGGUCACCAUGUAUCUACUUUGUACUAUUUAUUUAAAUGAUUUUGUUGUCUUUUAUUAAUAUCUUUAAUUAAUCUCAUCA